AUGACUGAAGGUUACUCAACAAGGGAGGCCCUUUCAGUUCUGUAUGAUGAACUUACCGCAGAAGUGGAUAAGUAUGAGGAUGAAACUAAGCACAAGAAAUGGAGGAGUUACCUUUCUCUUUUCCAUCAUGCCCACAUAAAGUCUGCCUUUCACUGGACUAGUCUCUUGCUUCUGCUGGGCCUCUGCAUUGCACUCUUUGUUGCAUUCAUCAUCUCCAAUGUUAAUGAUGAAGAUGUGAGUGGGCGUGGAUGGUGGAUGGCUGAAGUUGUGGUUAUUCUAUUGACAGUAACCACAAACAUUUGCUUCAACAUCUGGAAUGGCAAGCAGGCACAUGAGGAACUUAUCUAUGUGACUCGGUUGUCCCUUAGCAAACUAGAAGAGUGUAUAGACAACAACACCUGGAACAACAGUAACUAUCCAACACUGCAUGCCCCCAUUUCUCCCUGUGUCUCUCUCCAAUGGACCAUCCGUGACAAGGAAGUUGUCAACCUACCAACCACUCUGCUUGUCCAAGGUGACAUUAUACUCCUUAGGCCAGGCCAGGAAGCUCCAGCAGAGUGUCGUGAGGUUGAGGAAUCCAAUGAGGGACAGGACACCUUUUUGAAGAUGGGGGAUGUGUACUCACCCCAGGGAGAGGAUUAUACAGAAGAAAUCAAGGGCCCUCAUGGCAAAUCUCCUCUCACUUCCAAGCAGUUCAUACUCCUGGAGACCCCUUUCAUUAAACACAUCAGGCUUAUUCUGGAGGACAGUACAAGGAGACCAGUUAGUAACACAGAGAAGGUGCGCUACAUCAUCUGCUCCAAGUGGCUAGAACACAGAAUCCUGCCAGUAGUCUUGAUUUUGGUAUUGAUUACCAAUGUUUUGCGCUUGGUGUAUCUCAAAGGUCACUCUGGACACUGGGCAGAAAUGAUCCUUGUCUUACCCAGUCACACACUGCUCCCAUUACUUCCCCUACUAUUUCCUCUGGCCUGGCGUCUCCUCAACUUCUAUGGACAGGCACGAGUCUUCACUGUAUUCAGUGUUGCCAAGGAUACAAAGGUGACUUGUGAGGACAGUUUUAGUACCAAUAGUACAAUAUCAGUGGAUGAAGCAAGAGUAGACAUGGACUGGACACUGGUGAGGGACUGGUUCUGGCUGGUUUUGUCAGGCCGUGCUCCUGCCCCUACACGACGGGUGAACAUCUCGCACAUUCUUGGCUCUGUUACCUCGUUGUGUUGUGUUGACAAAAAGGGUCUAUUGUCCUGGCCUAAUCCCAGUGCCGAGAAAGUCUUCUUUCUAUCCUCACAUGAUAAGGGCAAUCCAACUAUCGACAUUUCAUCCACAGACAACGACAAGAAAAAGGAGGGGAAUGAUACCAAACCUGCUCUUGUUAAAGCAUAUGAAUCUCCAAGCCAUGUAGAAGUACUAGACCUGACUCAUGACAGCAAGAAUGUGUUCGGCUUGCGCUUUGAUGAUCCAACAUGGAAGAACCACUUGAACUCCCUGAAACCACUGGGUCUUAACAUACUUUUGAAUACCUGUAACAUCAAGACUGUGGAGUGGUACACUCAGUUCACUGACCAUGUGGCAUCUGAGGCUCUGGAGAAUGAGGAGACUGUGGCUGUGGUUAACAGAAGGUGUCUCUGUGAAUUGGCCAGACAGAUUGGUUUCUCUGAUAAAGCUAUGGAUAUUUUCACUUUAGAGCGCAUCCUUGGAAUGUAUAAACAUGUGCAUCCUGAUGAGUCAGCCAAGGAAAGACUCCAUCGGGCCAAGUCUUUCAUACAACACAAGAUCCCAAUGCCCAAUUUGGUGUCUGUUGUGGUCAGGGAGAAAGCCUCAGGUUUAGGGCAGGUAUUAUCUCAGGGCACAGCUGACCUGCUGCUGGCAUGCUGUAGUGACUACUGGGAUGGGGAGGAUGUUAGUGUUCUCACCGAGAGUGACAGGAAGAAGAUUUUGGACUUUUACCACCGGACAAGCAUGGCCUCUUACUGUACAGCAUUCUCUUACCGUCCACUUACCCAACACAUUUCCCCUCACCUAGAUAACUUAUAUAUCCAACUAUCCCAUGGUGGAAAUGUUAUCUUCAAUUCCUGCAGUGAGACACAAAGGGAUUCGAAUACAGAUUCCAAUACGGACUUGGUGCACGAGACACGUUUGCUCAGUGACAGUUCUCGUGCAUUUAGUGUGGACUCCCUCUUUGACACAACAAGCAUCUCCUCCAUUGAGGAUAUUCCUGGUUGCUGUCAGGCUCAGAACAAUCAGAUAUUUAUAGGAAUGGUGUCCAUGCAAUACCAAGCCAGACAGGAAGUUGUGCAAUUGAUAGAAAAGCUAGAAGUAGCCUGCAUCAGAUUUGUUCACUUUUCUCAAGAAAAUGAAGUGAGAAGUAGAGUGUUUGCAGAGAAGAUGGGUCUAGAAGCUGGAUGGAAUUGUCACAUAUCUAUGUUAUCUGAUCCAGCCCUUAAGGGGGAAACUGCAGCCUCGUCUGCAGCUGAUCUGCCUCACCGCAUGUCUCGUUACUCUAGCAGAAACUCAUCUGACACUGUCGCAAAGGAUACAAACAUGGUGUCGUCAACCUACAAACAUUCCCAGGAUUCCAUGCACUCACGCUGUCAGAGUGCUCCAAGCAUUGUUAAUUUAAACUCCUCUCAGGUUAGGUUUGAGAUGACAACAGAUACAUCGAGUAGUGAACCACGGUCUCCCCGAGUAUAUAUAGGGGAGAGAACUCCAUUGACAACAGAUGGGGAAGAUGAGGAGGAAGUUCUUUUCACCAACACAGAACUUUCAAAGAGCUACAGUAGUCAGUGCAAUACCAAUCAGGACCUAGAUAAUAUCACAGACAUAGAGAGUCGUCAUGCCUCCAGUUACUUUACAGAGAAUACAGACAGUCUCACAGGGGCCCUGGACAACAGGGCAAAACUUCCUAGGGGAAUAGAAAACAUUCGACCUCAUUUACAGACAGUUGAUAAUGUCCCUCUUCUAGUCAACCUAUUCACAGACUGUACAACUCACACAACACAGGAGAUGAUGAAGAUCAUGCAGGAGUUUGGAGAGGUGGUUAUGUGUGUCGGCAGUUCAAACAACAUCAACAACACAGCCAUCUUCCUUCAAGCAGACUGUAGCCUGGCUCUAGAGCCUCUGUACCCCCAGGUUUGUGCAGUAGACUCUCUGAUGACAAAGCCAUGGAAGGAAGACCAACUGACCCCAAUGCAGCUAGCCAGUACCCUCAUUAGCAUUCCGUGCCCUCUGACUUUUAGGAAGGAGGACAACAUCAGUCUUAUCAAGCUUAUUGCAGAGGCACGGUCAUUCCUGAUGAGCAGCAGGAACUGUUUCUACCUAAUGCUGUGUUACCACCUGUCCUUGAGCUUGGUCCAGCUGCUGGGCAGUAUGGUCUUGCUGCCUCCUGUCCUUGCUUCACAACAUCUUCUCUGGAUCCUCUUUAUCGUCAUCCCCUUCCUGUCCUUAAGCAUGAUGGGAUUGCCUGUUGAUCCACGAGUCAUGAACAAUGCUACCACACACAACUCUGAGUAUAUCACCAAGGAUGUGGUGCAACAGUUCCUGUUAUAUUUUGUGACAAGAUUUGUGCCAGCAGGACUGGUGUGUCUCCUGUGUUACGGUCUCACUCUACACUCCUUCUGUGCUGGGGAUCACACACCCCAACCCUCCUGUGCAAUUUUUGCUUUUGGUGCCAACAGCAGUAGUCAACUAUGGUAUGACAAGUAUUCCGGGGGCCUGGUGCUGGCCCAAAAUGUCUUUACUUUUUAUCUCGUCUUUUACUUCGUUGUGAUCUCUGUGAGUUUUGUACAUUGGUCUGACCACAUCUGGCAACAGAACCCCCUGACCAAUCGUCUGUGGGUGUGUACCGUCUUGUUGCUGAUAUGUGGCCAGGUGGUGCUCUUCGUCUGUGAUAUGUCUAUAAGAGGGGCUGGUCAGCAUCGACUAAUGUCUCUUGGAAGUGUUCACCCAGCUGUGUGGGGAAUCGGUUUCAGCUUCCCUCUUGUCAUUCUUUUCAUCAACGAACUGGUUAAACGUCAUGAGGUUAAACUGUACUCUCGAUACCAGAAACGUACACGGCUCCACUUUGGCACAAAGCUUGGAAUGAAUUCACCAUUUUGAUAAGGAUGGUCAUCAUUUAUUAUAUUUAUAAAUGGGGCAGCACAGAAACUGACCAUAGCUGUGUAUGGAAAACAUUAUCGUGCUCCAGAUAUACCAGACCAAUGGUUGUGAAGAAAUCUGUAAACAUCAGUAAGAUCUAUUAGUUGUCAGCAGUCCAUCGCUGGGCAUUUAUUGGCUUUCAGCGGUCUGUUGCUAGAUAAGAGGAAUUAGAGGGGCAGAUUUGGUGAUCACAAAUUGGCUGCUUAAUUUUGUAUACCCAUCUACAAUUAUGACAUCCCCACUUUUAUGUUGUUGCUAUGUUGACUUGCCGAAAUUCAUAAUUUAUUCUCCCUGACAUCCUGAAAAUCAUGAUGUGCCAACAGUGACAUGUCUGAUAUGUCAUGAGUCAUUUUGAUAAAAAUCAAACUGGUAGGUGCUCUACUGACCUGUUGUUAACAGUUUCAUUUUACCGAGUUUUACUGUGGAAGGCCUUGGAAACCAGGGCUUACACCUUUACUUGUAAAAUAGCUGUCAUCUUACAGUUGUCUAAUCCUUUGCAUUCCCAUGUGUUAUUAUUAAAAGUACAUAUGCUAUAAUCUUUAAUAUACUAUAUAUAUAUUUUUUUGGUCUUUAGUCUCAAACUUUGUUUGCUGGUGAUAAGUCUGUCAAUACUUAGCAAAAUCCUGCGUCAUAUGGUUUUACAAUGGAGAAUCUAGCAGACUGCCUAUGCUUAUAUCAAACCCUUCUCUGAUAUUGUUUUCUGAGGACUAUCCACUGAGCUUCUCAUCAGGAAAGUGUGGUAAAAGUUUUUAUAUUUUUUAUUCACCAUUUAAUGGUAAUAUCUCUGGUAUACAGUAUACAUAGGCUUUAUUGUUUUAAUAUAAAAUCCUAAUGAUAAAAUAUUAUUUAAAUAUUUUUAUUUUAUAUUUUUGUAUGUCAAAGAGAUUAAUGACACAGCUGAUGGGUCACUGCCUUGUGUUGUUUAUACCUAUGUUAGUUAAUUGUUUCUACAUCAUUCUUGUGUAUAUUUGUAAUAUUUACGUUGUUUUAAUGUCAUUAUCAUCAGUACUACUGACUGCAAGAUGAUUGUGAAUAUUUUUACUACAAUCUUAGUUUGAGACUGCAGUCAACAUAUGGUAUCCUAAUAAUCAACUCAUUUUGUCAAAAAUUCUUUUAUUCAUUAUUAACCAAUAAAAUUUCAUUAAACCAACUACUACAGAUAAAAAAUCUCACUGGUCCGCAUACUACAGCCAAAAAUCUCACUCAAUCGCCUACUGCAGACAAAAAAUAUGACUGGUCCACAUACUACAGCCAGAAAUCUCUCUCAAUCGCUUACUGCAGACAAAAAACUCUCACUCGAAUGCCUACUGCAGACAAAAAAUCUCGCUCAACAUACAUUUUCAAUUUGUCACAAACCAAACUUUCAUCUAGCAUUCAUUAACAUUAUGUGUAAUCAUGUCAUAUCAAUUUCUUUGUGAGUCUUUUUCUUGUGAUUGAUUUAGCCCUUCAUGAGUACUGAUUUUUUAUAAGUGUCUAAUCAGCUACAUUGAACACAUGUGACAUGUUCUUUUUAAGUCACCAUACCUUAAUCAAAGUAAGAAAUCUUUAAAGUAUUGUAGUUGUGAUGUCACACCUGAAACCAAAACAAUCGCAACCUAUAAUCAAUCACAGCCGUGUUAGCUGUUACAUUAGGUACCUAUAGCCAAUCACAGCUCUCAUGUUGUCAGAGAACCAACUCAUGGACAAUGCCCGGCAACAGGCAGAGUCACAGAGAUGAUAAACCAUCAUCAUCAUCAUCUGCUAGGUGUAACAAUAGGAACCUGUAGCCAAUCACAGCUCUGCUAGAUCAAACAAUAGGAACCUGUAGCCAAUCAUAGCUCUGCGAGGUAUUACAUUAGGAACCUGUAGCCAAUCAUAGCUCUGCUAGGUAUUACAUUAGGAACCUGUAGGCAAUCACAGCUCUGCUAGAUUAAACAAUAGGAACCUGUAGCCAAUCAUAGCUCUGCUAGGUAUUACAUUAGGAACCUGUAGGUAAUCACAGCUCUGCUAGAUUAAACAAUAGGAACCUAUAGUCAAUCACAGCUCUGCUAGAUCAAACAAUAGGAACCUGUAGCCAAUCAUAGCUCUGCUAGGUAUUACAUUAGGAACCUGUAGGUAAUCACAGCUCUGCUAAGCAUUACAUCAGGAACUUAAGCCAAUCACAGCUGUAGCCAGUUAUGGCUCUAUAUAAUGAGUGUUUUGUCAUUGACAACAGGAAAUUUUAAGUGAUGAGAUUGUGUUGAAACCAAGAAAUAUUGAAUUUUGCAAUAAUUCACGAGAUUAACAUAAGCAUUACAGUGAACCCAGUAUUCAUGUAUACACACACCUUUAUACAGAUAUAAUAUAAAUAUGACAUUUCAAUCAAAUACAGACUUGAUUCCAAACUUUGCAUUUUAUUUAACUGAAAGGAAGGGUACCAAUUUAGACCAUCCUGCAUCUGUUUAGUGAUAAGCAUAAGUGAUAAGGGGUGGGAUGGUUCAAAUUGGCAACCUUCCUAUGUUCUUGUAAGGUGCACAUCAAUAGUGCCUAUUGCAGAAAAUAUAUUUACAGUUGAUUAUCCCCUUAUAUCAAAAUAUUUUUAUGAUUUUUCAUGUAGUAGCUGAAGUCAAAAGAAAUAUACUUGAGGAUAUUGUAUGAUGGUGUUAUAUUUCAUUGUCCUUAAUAUUGUCAAAAUAAAUGUCUUUUUUCCCCUUCUUUAUUAACAUACAUUAAUAUAUUUUAGGGAAAUUUAUGUUUUUCCCUACAAUCCACAAAAUGUGAGUUGACACUGCUUUGUUUAUUUUGAGUAAGUUUGUCAUUUUGUAAUUUAUACCACCGAUAUAUAUGUAUUCCUUUGUUAUUGUUAUGUUGGUGCUGUAUACUUUUGUUGUCAAAAGUAAAGGAGUUAUCUCCCCUGAUAGCAUGACUGAAGACUGUAACACUAACAACUGGAGAGAAAAAUAACAGGCACCGUCUAAUCUGUUUAUUCCUCAAUCCUAGUGUGAUUAUUGUAGGAUCUCCUUUCACCAUGGUAACAAUAUAUGUGAUGACAAAUUUGUAUCAUGUCCGAGUUAGAUUAGAUAGUAUGUCUGAGGCUACAGUAUUAAUGAUCAUAGUGUUACCAGCAUGUAUUUUUUAAUGCAGGAAAAUGCUGUUGUUUUAUCUCUGUUUAUGUAAAGGUGAAGCCAGAAUGUGAACAGACUUGUUUUAAAAAUAAAACUUGCAUUUAAUUUUUUUUUUUUUUUUAAUCAGGUAAGUCUUCUUCCAACAUAAAUGGCUAAAGCCCUGUUGAAUGUGUUAUGAUAUAAUGUAGUAAGUGGUGAAACUACUUACUUGUGCAAUACCAUAAUGCAUAAUGUGGUAUAUAUAUGAGUAGAUUAUUCAUGUGUGUUAUGCUAAUAUAAUACACAAGUGAAAAAUGUGAGUAAAUAAUACAGAUAUAUAAAUGAGCUAGGUAUGAGUUAGGUACAAAAGUGUGUCGUAUAAGUAGGUCAUAUACAUGUAUGUAAACUGGUUAAUGUGAGUCAAGUUGAUAAGUAUGUUAUGUAAGGUAAGUAUACAUGUGUGUAAAUUAAUUAAAUGUGAGUGGGGUUUAUAAGUAUGCCAUGUGAGUUAAAUGUAUGUGGGAAUGUUGUGUGAUAUGAGUGGGGUAUUUAUUCAAGAUAAGGUGACCACAGUAUAUUGAUGAUUGACUGCUGCAAUUAUGAGUACAGAAUUAAGGUGUAUGACAUGAUGGAUGUACAGGAAAUUUAGGCAUGUGUUGUGACGGAGGUACUGGAUAUGUAGGCAUGUGUCAUGAUGGAUAUACUCGGUAUGUAGGUAUGUGUCAUGAUGGACACACUAGGUAUGUAGGUAUGUGUCAUGAUGGAUAUACUCAGUAUGUAUGUGUCAUGAUGGAUACACUAGGUAUGUAGGUAU
Messenger RNA from Ylistrum balloti, 8007 nucleotides. RefSeq names its product transmembrane protein 94-like. The transcript is spliced from 28 exons. Bases 1 to 4092 code for a protein of 1363 amino acids. Lineage: Eukaryota; Metazoa; Mollusca; Bivalvia; Pectinida; Pectinidae. The record is from RefSeq and is a predicted model, not a curated record.